Trematomus bernacchii (emerald rockcod) is the source of this 1779-nucleotide messenger RNA. RefSeq names its product fucolectin-4-like. The transcript is spliced from 6 exons. Bases 131 to 1060 code for a protein of 309 amino acids. NCBI's taxonomy places the organism in Eukaryota, Metazoa, Chordata, Actinopteri, Perciformes, Nototheniidae. The record is from RefSeq and is a predicted model, not a curated record.
GAAGAUAUCAUACAAAUAGCUCAGCUUUAAGGGUUAUUAUCUACAGACACUUCUUGAAGUAACUUCGACUCAGAGUUAUUUUGUUGGGACAAACCCUCUAUUCUCACUGGGAAUCAGGGUCUCAUCCAGAAUGAUGAAACUCAGUGUUUUCCUUCUCAUGCUCCUCAUGGAGACGUGCUCAGUCUCCACUUAUCAAAAUGUGGCGUUGCGUGGAAAAGCAACCCAAUCAAACUGUUAUGAGCAAGCUUUUGGAGCUGCCAGCAACGCUAUUGAUGGAAACCGUGAUCCUUACUUCCCUUCUGGAUCGUGCAGCCACACUGAUGAAUCAAGCAACCCCUGGUGGAGAGUGGACCUGCUGGAGCCCUACAUCGUCACUUCCGUCAUCAUCGCCAACAGAGCAGAAAAUUCAGAAAUGCUUUUGGGGGCACAGAUCCACAUCGGCAACUCUUUAGACAACAAUGGUGCAACAAAUCCAGUGGUUUUUACAAUUACUACAAUAGAGUCAUUGUACACUCUGACUCUCACUGAUCGUGUGGAGGGACGCUAUGUGACUGUGCGUAUACCGAGUGAUGGAAAGGUCCUUACCCUCUGUGAGGUGGAAGUCUACGGGUACCAUGCCCCAACUGAAGAUAACCUGGCCAUUCAAGGAAAAGCCGGACAGUCAUCAGUGUAUGGGUCUGGCCCUGCAGAUAGAGCCAUUGAUGGGAAUCGGUCCCCCUGGUGGAAUGACGGUUCCUGCAGUCACACAAACAAUGAUAUGAACCCCUGGUGGAGGCUGGCUCUGCCCAAAACACACAAAGUGUUUUCUGUUAAGAUAACCAACCGAAAUGAAUGCGCCGAACGACUCAAUGGAGCCGAGAUCCGCAUUGGAGAUUCUCUUGAAAACAAUGGUGCUGACAAUCCCAGGUUUGCUGUAAUCACCAGCAUCCCGGCAGGUCAAACUGCUGAGUUCAAGGUUCCCAACGGGAUGGACGGCCGCUAUGUUUACAUAGGUAUCACUGGAAGACAGGAGUACCUGACCCUCUGUGAGGUGGAGGUUUUUGGCUCUGCACUGGAUUAGCAUUCAAUGUAAUGGAUUUGCAAAGAUGAUGUAAUGUGUACACAAAGCAUCCAAAAUCAAAUGUGCACCUUAAAUUGCAUUGUUUGCAUGACGUCAAGAUUUACUGGUGGAGAUUGCAACAAAAGUCUGCCUUGACUUUUGCUUUUACACAGGACUUGUACACCGUUUGGGAAUGUGCUUGUUUGAUGUCAUAAGAAAAUAACUGAUUUUUUUUUUCUAUCAAUUAUUAAAGAACAGUGAAAGCAAUGGUUCUGAAGGCAGGUUUUUUAUUGAUUUAAAUACAGACAAAAUAGACAAAUAUUAUAAAAGACAUCUGAAAGCUUUCUUACCCAAAGUUAGAUCAGAAGAUCAAUCCCCAUCAUGUCUGUAAGAGUGGUAUCUUGAUAACUGAAGGGCCGCAGACAAUAUUAAAGUUCAAACAACUAAUGUAUGUCUGGAGGCCCAAACAAAGACCAGUUUCCUCUGUAUGCCUGAGCCGUUUGUGUUUUUCUGUAGAAAGCAUUAAUAACAAGACUUCCUUGCGCAAAAAAUACAAUAAGAAAGAAAGAUAACCUUUUAAAGGCCAUACAGUUGUAUUUCACAAAAAAUGUGGGUAUUUACAAAAAGGUUCUGACAAGGCACAGUUAGAGGCAGUCUACUUGUUUUUGCCAUAAAAAACACAACUCUCUCUGUCAUUUUAUAACUGGAUAAGGAAUAAAGUUUGCCUGCUGAAAGCUGAA